GUGCAAACAACAAGAUGUCUAUUGAUGGAAUUGGCCUUUUAUGGAACAUAAAACUUCUUCACUUCCAAAAUGAUUCAUCAAUAUAAGUCGGUUACCAAUCGUCAAGACCAAACCAAAUGUACCCCUUCCAAUUACCCUUCUGGGCAACUGCUAGUUCCUUGCAAAAGCUACUCACAUGUUAUCUUCUUCAAGAGGUUUUCAGCUCGAUCAAUAAUAGACGGUGUCUCCAUGGAACCGACAAAUUUCUCGCAAAAGAAAAGCUAUCGUAGUCUUGCCUGAGGUGCGCGUUCCGCAGACAUGUAUAAUUCGGUGAUAGUUCAGGAUUCCGGCUAGCUUGGACACGAUUUCAUCUCUGCGGCUGUGAGGCAAUCUUGCUCGAGCAUGGGUAUGGUGGAUUCUGGUUCUUGUUAUCCCUUUGCUACGGCACAACUUGAUAUUCCAAACUUGCUUUUCCUGGUGGCAGGGUCAACGCGCUUUCUUUUACAUGACCUUACCCUCUCUUUAUACCAAUUGACUUCGAACUUAUCCUUUUCAAAACAGCAGGCGAUUGUUGCGGUUUGUAAAAGGCGAAGGAACUAUGCAAUCCACUGGAUCAUCUCACUUCCUUAACUUACAAGCACAAAUAUAAAAAGUCUCAGAUGAGACCUUCAUCGUUAUUUUGUAACCCGAG
Messenger RNA from Aspergillus ruber CBS 135680, 670 nucleotides. RefSeq lists its product as uncharacterized. The coding region runs from base 382 to 609 and encodes 75 amino acids. The record is from RefSeq and is a predicted model, not a curated record. The transcript has a single exon. Lineage: Eukaryota; Fungi; Ascomycota; Eurotiomycetes; Eurotiales; Aspergillaceae.